Messenger RNA from Dreissena polymorpha, 684 nucleotides. Its product is annotated as craniofacial development protein 2-like. NCBI's taxonomy places the organism in Eukaryota, Metazoa, Mollusca, Bivalvia, Myida, Dreissenidae. The record is from RefSeq and is a predicted model, not a curated record. The transcript is spliced from 2 exons. Bases 1 to 684 code for a protein of 227 amino acids.
AUGACGCAGGUUGGUGAAUGUCUUAUGGCAGCCAGCCUGCCGACACAUCUUCUUUCGAUGAAGGCAACAACAAAAGUAGGAACUUGGAAUGUAAGAACUAUGUAUGAAACAGGGAAAGCAGCUCAAGUAGCAAAUGAGAUGAAGCGCUACAACAUUCAAGUACUAGGAAUAUGUGAAUGUAGAUGGAAUGGAUCCGGCCUGACCACAUUAGCAACUGGAGAGAAGAUUGUCUACUCGGGACACGCCGAAGAGAACCAUGACCACACAGAAGGAGUUGCCAUCAUGAUGUCCCCUGCAGCUGCGAACGCACCCAUGGAGCGGCAGCCAUGCUAUGCCCCCACUAACGAUGCUGAUGGAGAGACAAAUGAAACAUUCUACGACGCACUGCAAACAGUAGCAGACGAACUACCCAAGAGAGACAUCAAGCUACUGUCGGGUGACAUGAACGCCAAGAUAGGAAAAACCAACACUGGUAAGAAAUUGAUCAUGGGUACCCAGGCCCUCGGAGAUAUGAACGAAAAUGGCGAACUGUUCACAGACUUUUGUGCCUUCAAUAACCUGGACAUUGGCGACACCACGUUCCAACACAAAGACAUCCACAAAGUAACCUGGAUAUCACCAGAUGGCAAGAAACCAGAUAGACUACAUCACUAUCUCAAGAAAGUGGAGACACAGCCUGCAUGA